Messenger RNA from Auanema sp. JU1783, 1029 nucleotides. Lineage: Eukaryota; Metazoa; Nematoda; Chromadorea; Rhabditida; Rhabditidae. The record is from the annotation of a GenBank genome assembly.
AUGGCUUCGACUGGUCCUCAAUGGAGUCUUUACCCAUUGCUAGCUAUUAUAGCCUUUUGCGAGUUCUCUUGUGGCUUGGUUCAUUUAACGUUCUGUCUCCCUUUCUAUUUUCUUUUAUUACCAAUUAUUAAUGGAGUUCUUGGUUUGUUGGCUUCUUUCCAUGCCAUAUUCCUUCGAUAUCCUAAUAGAUGUGAUUUCCUUCUACAAUUGAUUUGCACUUCCUUAGCCUUUUGGUUCGUUAUAACAUCAUGCAUGGAAUCAUAUUGUUUGGGCGAAUAUAAUAAAGAUGAGCAAAUCAGUCAUGAUGGCGUUUGUUAUGGAUUGAAAUACAGAACAAACUCAUUCGUUCUUUCAUGUUUCGAUUUUUUGGGUCCUUUACAGCUUUCGUUACUUCACAAACUUGGAUGGGAGCCGAAAGAUAGAGACGGAAUACGUUUCUUCAUUUCAUGUUCUUUAAGCAUUUUAUCUGUUGUUCACUUAUGCUGCACAACAGCUUUAACCUUUUAUAGUGCUAUUGAGACGAAAAUUCGACUAUAUUCAUACCAUUAUCAAGUUGUCGUCGGUGUAUUUGUGUUCAUUACUGGUAUAUUUCAUCUUCGCUAUUGCUGCACAUUUUUCUUUAUGGGCUUACCUCUUCUGAUUGGAGCGUAUUCCAUACUACAAGGUUCAAUCACUUGGAGGACGCGUUGUCACGGCUCUCUUACACGAGCAAUGAAUAUCAUUGGCUCAGCUGUAUCAUUGUUGCUAUUCGCAUCGACAAUAUUUGGUUUAUUCUGCUGGUUUCAUCGAGAUCAAUUACCCAAAAUGAUUACUCGACAUUGCCAUUGGAGACCAAAAUCAGAAGAAUAUUGUCUACGUGUAAUCCAUUUCUCACUACCUUAUAUAGAUUGGCUUCCGGAAGAGACAGAUCGAGAAAUAGCUGUUGUUCAGAUAGCCGUCUAUUCUUUUCUGUCAAUUCUUUCAUUAUUGCAAUUCAGUUUCUCAAUGAGAUCAGCUUUUUCAACGAAACAUGUAGCUCUUUACUAUUAA